Entrophospora sp. SA101 is the source of this 996-nucleotide messenger RNA. The record is from the annotation of a GenBank genome assembly. Lineage: Eukaryota; Fungi; Glomeromycota; Glomeromycetes; Entrophosporales; Entrophosporaceae.
AUGCAAAACAGAACAACCAUUUUCUUAGCUAUCAUUAUCGUGAUAAUUGCACUCUCGUAUAAUUCUGUUUAUGAUUAUCUUUCUUUUUCCGGGUUGUUUAGUGAAAAACCAAGAGCCUAUUCUGGUGACAGGUGUAGAAAAAUAGAAGAAAAAGGUCUAGAAGCUUGUGAAGAUAUUGUAAUUCAUCAUGAAAGUGGAUAUGCUUUUAUGGCUUGUGGCAAUUCGGAACUUAGAAGAACUCAUUGGUAUCCACCAUCUGGAGUUUUUAAAAAUCAGAGUAUUCAAUAUAGAGAACAAGUCUUCGUCUACAAAAUUGAUUCAGAACUUUUGUUACCACUCAGUUUUAAAAAUUAUCCUGAUAAUGAGGAUGUGGUUCUUCACGGAUUAGGAAUUUAUCAAGACCCAGCUCAUCGUAACAUUUUAUACAUAUUUCUGAUUAAUCAUAAACGAUCAGGAAGCGUGAUUGAGAUUUUUAAUCAUAGAAUUGGGUCACAAGAAUUACAACAUUUGGAAACCAUCAAAGUUGCAGAUAAAAUUAGUUAUCCUAAUGGAAUAAACGGUAAUUGGGACAAUUCACGUAUUUAUCUGGGAACUUCUACAGGUGGUAAAUUGUUUAUAUAUGAACGAAAACAUGACAACAAACUCAAAUUAUUGGACACUGUUAAAACUGAUGCUACGGAUAAUGUUAGUGUUGAUGAUAUUACUGGUGAAAUUUAUUUGGCUACAUUCCCAAAGCUUAUACCAGUCGCCAUGUUCUUAAAGGAUUAUGGUGAAACACACGUACCAAGUGCAAUCGUAAAAAUUAGUAAUAAUACAAAUGAAGAUAAAUUCUACGGCGUAAAAUACUCUAAAGAAAUUGUGUAUCAAGAUGAUGGAAGCUUUUUUAAUCACGUUACAGUGGCAGCUGUUGACAGAAAAAGAAAUGUUAUGCUAUUAGGUUCUUUUAUUAGUAAAGGAAUUGUAAGAUGCGAAUUGGAGUAUGAGCUUGCCAAGUAA